CUCGCUGUUUCCAUCCGGGGUCAGGACGGUCUUCCGGGUGUUUCCGAAGGGGCUUUCUACGCCGCUUUUUUCGGCGACUUUUUGGUCUUCCGUAUCUUGCCCCCUAGCUCCCACACCCUUUUUGGCCCUGCCUUUUCUUGGGUCGCUUCUCCCCGACCGCCGAGCCCGGAAUUUAGAUCGCAAUCCGGAUCCGCAGCCGGGCCUAGCCACCCCACGCGGGCCACUACUGGCUCGGGCGGAAAGCUGCGACCGAGCGCGCCGGGCCGUCGCUGCUCCUGCCGUGAGGCUCCUGGACGGGCGGUGCCCGUAGAACGCUUUCUAGGACCGAACGAAGAAGAUUGUCUUGGGACCCUGCAUGGUGUUUGAAAGGGUGGUGAGGAACUAAGGUAGAAGAAUACAUGUUCACUUUUCGUGAACAAGAGCAUGUUCCCAAACUCAAUUUUGGGUCGCCCGCCUUUUACUCCAAACCAUCAACAACAUAAUACCUUCUUCACCCUGUCACCAAGUCCUUAUUCACACCAGCAGCUUAUAGAUGCACAGUUCAACUUUCAAAAUACAGACUUGUCUAGAGCUGUGUCAUUACAGCAGUUGACAUAUGGAAAUGUCAGUCCAAUACAGACCUCAGCUUCCCCAUUAUUUCGAGGGAGGAAGAGAUUAAGCGAUGAAAAGAAUCUUCCUCUUGAUGGUAAACGGCAGCGUUUCCAUUCACCCCACCAAGAGCCAACUGUAGUUAACCACAUAGUGCCUUUAUCAGGUGAAAGAAGAUACUCAAUGCCGCCAUUGUUUCAUACACACUAUGUACCAGACACAGUCAGAUGUGUUCCACAUUUUCGAGAAAUACCAUUUAUAGAACCUAGAGAAAUUACACUGCCUGAGGCCAAAGAUAAGUUGAGUCAGCAGAUAGUGGAGUUAUUUGAAGCAUGUCAGCAGCAAGUAAGUGAUUUAAAGAAGAAAGAACUUUGUCGAACAGAGCUGCAGAGAGAAAUUCAACUGUUAUUUCCACAAAGCAAACUUUUUUUAGUUGGGUCCUCUUUAAAUGGAUUUGGUACUCGGACCAGUGAUGGUGAUUUAUGUCUAGUUGUUAAAGAGGAACCAUGUUUUUUUCAGGUAAAUCAGAAGACUGAAGCACGGCAUAUACUCACCUUAGUCCAUAAACACUUCUGUACUAGACUUUCUGGUUACAUUGAAAGACCUCAGCUGAUUCGCGCGAAAGUGCCAAUUGUGAAGUUCAGGGAUAAAGUGAGUUGUGUGGAGUUUGACUUGAAUGUAAACAAUAUUGUUGGAAUAAGAAACACAUUCCUUCUCAGAACUUAUGCAUACCUUGAAAAUCGAGUUCGUCCGUUAGUACUGGUGAUUAAGAAGUGGGCGAGUCACCAUGAGAUAAAUGAUGCCAGUCGUGGUACUUUAAGCAGCUAUAGUCUUGUAUUGAUGGUUUUGCACUAUUUACAGACCCUACCUGAACCUAUCCUUCCAUCCAUCCAAAAAAUGUACCCCGAAUCUUUUAGUCCUGCCCUACAGCUGCACCUCGUACAUCAAGCUCCAUAUAAUGUUCCUCCUUACCUCUCAAAGAACGAAUCAAAUCUUGGGGACCUCUUAUUGGGCUUUCUUAAAUAUUAUGCUACAGAAUUUGACUGGAACAGUCAAAUGAUUUCGGUUCGUGAAGCCAAAGCCAUUCCCAGGCCUGAUGGUAUUGAAUGGAGAAAUAAAUUCAUCUGUGUAGAAGAACCUUUUGAUGGAACAAAUACAGCCAGAGCUGUGCAUGAAAAGCAGAAGUUUGAUGUGAUCAAGGAUCAAUUUUUAAAGUCAUGGCACCGAUUGAAAAACAAACGGGAUUUGAACAGUAUACUACCUUUAAGAGCUGCUAUCCUGAAAAGAUAACUGGCCUCUAUUUCUUAAUAAAGAACAGUAGUAACAUCAUAA
This is a messenger RNA of Phacochoerus africanus (Common warthog), 1920 nucleotides long. It is a transcript of the gene TENT2, whose product is annotated as terminal nucleotidyltransferase 2. The transcript is spliced from 16 exons. Gene Ontology annotation, cellular component: cytosol. Gene Ontology annotation, molecular function: poly(A) RNA polymerase activity. NCBI's taxonomy places the organism in Eukaryota, Metazoa, Chordata, Mammalia, Artiodactyla, Suidae. The coding region runs from base 424 to 1878 and encodes 484 amino acids. The record is from RefSeq and is a predicted model, not a curated record.